UGAAACCUGCCAAAUACUUAACCUAAGUUUCGGGAUCACCACGAAAGGCUCCGAAGGCCUUCGAUUUCCCGGCUUCUAGAUCUCCCUGUCGAUUCGAGGUUGGUGUAUCCCCCGGUAUCUCGAUCGCGUCCGGACAGAUGCGAGUCGGAAAGCGAAUCGUGUGUUUACGAGCGACAGUGUACGUGGGAGAUUCGAUUUUUGCAAAAUGGCAGAAGAAAACAAUGGCGAAGUUAUGGACGAUAAGUCCAACGGUAAUAAAGAACCUCCAAAAAUGAGCGCUGCAGAGGAACGUUCAGAAUAUUUUAGAAAGCUGGAGAAGUGGUUGCACGAAGCGUAUGCUUGGCAGAGCAUGGCUGCGAUGUUCCCAUAUUAUCUAAUGUCGGGUCAAAUAUUGAAUUCAUCAUCGGAUAUGAUCAUUACAUAUGUACCACCAUUUUCAUCUGCAGCAUCAAAUGCAGCAGGUACACAGAGAUUAAUACUAGGCACAAAUGGUCAACAGAAUGAUCCGCUAAGGCAAAGAAGAGCCCAAGAUCCCAUGGGAUCUCCGUUUCAACCUCCUGGAGCAGAAGGCUUUGAAUAUCGUAUACCACGAAUAUGGAAAAGAUUUGCUGCUGAAUUUAUAGAUUUCACCAUGUUAUUCUUCUUGAAGUUUUCUAUUGCUUUCAUUGCCAUUGAUGUUUUUGAUCUUAUAGAUAUAGAUGAUUUGUGGAUGAACUUGAGAAUCGAUUAUAUAAUGUCUUUAGAAGUGACAUAUGGAAUGAUAGUGUUGCAGAUAAUACACUGUGUAAUAGCGUGUGUUUUCGAGGCAUUUUGGCUGCAACAUGGCGUAAAUGGUCGUGGUGGUGGUGCAACACCUGGCAAAUCUAUGAUGGGAUUGCGGGUUGUACAAUGCCGAAAUAUUACACCUGUCGAUAGACCUGACAAUUCGGAAGUUGUACGCGUUUCCCCAGGAACAAAGUUAGGCUUACCAUUCGCACUUGGAAGAUCUGUGAUUAAGAACAUGAUCCUGGCCUUCUUUUUCCCAAUAUGCUUUGCAUUAUUCAUUUUUAGAUUUAACAGAGCUAUUUACGACUUACUUUGUAACUCGAUCGUAGUUGAAGAUCCUUAUAGAAACUUAAAUAAUAAUAGAUUGCAUCAGCAAUGAAUACAAGUUCUGUUAUAGGAACAAUGCAUUUCUAAUUUGCAUGUUUUAUGUGUGUGUAUGUAUGUGUGUGAGAGUCAAUGUACAUAUAUGUAUAAAUUAAAUGUAGUGUCGUUACAAAGUAUUUUUCUAAACUUUAUGACGGUUACUAUCUACACCAUUGUAAAGUAAAGGGCUAUGUAAUAUCUUUAUAACAGGCGCGUACAAGUUAUUUAAAAGUGGACACUUAAUUAAAUUAAAAUCUGCACAACUUGUACACAUCAUAAUUAUUGUAGCUAUGAAUAAAACAUUUUAUAAUUGA
Molecule: messenger RNA, 1442 nt
Organism: Megalopta genalis
Lineage: Eukaryota; Metazoa; Arthropoda; Insecta; Hymenoptera; Halictidae
Product: protein FAM8A1
Source: RefSeq, a predicted model, not a curated record